UGCGUGCGUGCACAGAUGUUUCUCAGUAGCUCUUCCUGCGUGCCCUCCUUCCUCCUCGACGAGUCGUCUUUAUGGGACAUAAUUAGUAUGCCAACGAGUUGAAAAAUGCACGAUAUCGCACACACGGAUAUCUGUUGGAUCUGCAGUUGACAUCAGGAUUGAAAGAAAAAAGACUUAGAGGCUCAGAACCUCCAGCACGGCAGCACCGCGAGAAGUGAAAGUGAAACUUAACCUUAGCCAUUUCAGAAGGGACUGUAGCUGGGAGAGGAAAUGGCCUCCGUAUAGCACUCUGAAGAGGAGUUCUCCUGUUUACGCUGAAACACUCAGGGAUCCUGUUCUCAUCCUGUUUGGUGUGUUGCAGGGGCUGCUGCACUAGACUGAGGAAGGCAAAAUGGCAGCUGGGGGCUCAAACAGCGGUUUUAAACUGGUCAUCCCUGAUCUUGUUGUGAAGUGUGAAAAUGGUGAUGAUGUCACACUGCCCUGUCACCUCUCUCCUGAAACCAGUGCUGUUGCCAUGGAGAUCAGGUGGUUUAGGAGGACAGACUGUAUCUACCUGUAUAAGAAUGGUCAUGUGAUAGAGGGAAGGGGCUAUGAGGGCAGAGUGAGUGUGGACCCCCAGCAGCUGCAGAGAGGAGAUGUGUCUCUCACACUGAGGGGCUGCACAUGGGGACAUGAUAAAGGAGUGUACACAUGCCAGGUCAUCUGUGAAGGACACCAGGAGGAGGGAAGAGUCGGGUUGGAGAUCAGAGGUGCUGCAGGAGGUAAGUACCAGAGAGUGUUUGGGUUUCUUUAG
Molecule: messenger RNA, 793 nt
Organism: Alosa alosa (allis shad)
Lineage: Eukaryota; Metazoa; Chordata; Actinopteri; Clupeiformes; Clupeidae
Product: myelin-oligodendrocyte glycoprotein-like
Exons: 4
Coding region: 392-793 (133 amino acids)
Source: RefSeq, a predicted model, not a curated record